Protopterus annectens (West African lungfish) is the source of this 516-nucleotide messenger RNA. RefSeq names its product leucine zipper protein 2-like. The record is from RefSeq and is a predicted model, not a curated record. Lineage: Eukaryota; Metazoa; Chordata; Ceratodontiformes; Protopteridae. The transcript has a single exon.
AAAGAAACUAUGAAAGCCACCGGUAUCUACUAUCUGCUGUUAUUCUUUCCUGCUUUGAGUCUUACCACCAGGUUGGGAUAUGAAGAUCUGGAAAGAAAACUGAAAGAAGUAUUCACAGAAAGAAGCAACAUCCUACAUCAGCUAUCAGAAACUUCAAAAGAACUUGAGGGAAUUAAAGUAAAUUUUAAGGCCUUGAACACUGAUGAGAUGGCUGCCAAGAAUGAUGUUCAGAAACUGCUGGAUUUAAGCCAGAAACAACGGGAAGAAAUGAAGUCUCUGCAGGAAACUCUUCAAAAGCAGCUUAAUGAAGCAGCAGAAAAAGAAGAUAAACAGCAGGCUACAAUUAAGUUUCUGAAGAGUGAAAUGGAAUGGAAGACGAAAAUUAUUCGAGACCUACAGCAAGAGAACAAGAGCUUGAAACACAAAUUAGUAUCAGGAAGCAAACUCUGUGGCAUUCAUACCGAAGAGUAAAAAAAAAAAAAAGGGGGUUGGGAGGGUGGCCUAUGUUUGCCUUAA